Molecule: messenger RNA, 799 nt
Organism: Lucilia cuprina (Australian sheep blowfly)
Lineage: Eukaryota; Metazoa; Arthropoda; Insecta; Diptera; Calliphoridae
Exons: 1
Coding region: 189-704 (171 amino acids)
Source: RefSeq, a predicted model, not a curated record
GCAGCUUCAACAUGAUCAUUAUUCUUUCGCCCAUUAUUGCAGCCACUCUAACAACUUGCAAGUAAACAGUUUAAAUUGAAGUUUUAUAAAGCAAACAACAUACUUGUCUGUUAGUAGAACAGUUUGUGCUGUCAGACAAGGAUACAAAAAAAUAUAACGAAUAAAGGAUAUCUAUCUACAAUAACAACAUGAAAUCUCUAUAUAUUUUUAUGGGAAUUUUCAUACCUUUACUCUUCAAGAAUGUGACUAACGUAGAUACAGCUGCUGUUAUAUGCUCCGAAGACAAACCCACGGUAGACUUGGCGGACCGUAAAACAUAUGCGGAUACCAGUAGCGAAGAUUACAAUAUUAACAGCAAGAAUAAAGAAGGAAAUAAAAAUUCUUUAAAUAAACUAUUUCACAAUAUACAAUGUACAUUGGAAAAAGCUAAACCCUGGGUGGCUGAAUUAAAACAGGAAGCCAAACGUUUAGAAGAAGCUGCUAAACUAUUGGGAUUAGGUAUAUUAAAUUCCUUUGGUGAAUUUGUUGAUAAAUUAGUGGAAGAAACUGUUGAGACUUCGACAAAAAACCCAAACAAUUCUACUCUUAGUGGCGAUGGCGCUGUUAAUUCAACUGCAGAAACUGGUAAUGAGGAAAUUUCACAAUAUUUGUGUCCAGAAGGAUUUAUAGCCGAUCAUAAUGGUAUAUGUGAACGUAUUGAUUAAACGAGGUUAUUUUAUGUAUUUAGUGUAAAUUCUUAAUAACAAAUAAGAAAUAAAAAUUUAAAAAAUAUCAAAUACAAACAUAAAAGCGAUUUUGU